GGCAUCAUGGGGGAAAAGAAAGCGUGGAACUAUUCAUUCGAGCUUCUCUAUGGUUUUGUCGGAUUGUGGAGGGACAUGGUGGUGACGAUCCUAAAGAUAGCACUGCCUAUAUGAUAGCUUUUGUGCAAAUUUGCUUCAUCAGAUGGUUGGUCUUGCAAUGCCAAGGCUUUUGAGACUUUUUGGAACUGCCUUCUUUCACGACUUGGGUGA
This is a messenger RNA of Linum tenue, 210 nucleotides long. NCBI's taxonomy places the organism in Eukaryota, Viridiplantae, Streptophyta, Magnoliopsida, Malpighiales, Linaceae. The record is from the annotation of a GenBank genome assembly.